Acanthoscelides obtectus is the source of this 1323-nucleotide messenger RNA. Lineage: Eukaryota; Metazoa; Arthropoda; Insecta; Coleoptera; Chrysomelidae. The record is from the annotation of a GenBank genome assembly.
AUGACUCAUGUAGACGCCCUCAGUAGAAACCCUAUAGCAAUCACCAACCUUGAGUUAGAAGUGUUCCAAAUAGAUUUGACGGAAGCGGAUUGGAUUACUGCAGCACAAUUGCAUGAUGAACAGAUUUGUAGAAUUCGGAACAUACUAUCGAGUAAAGUAAGGAAUAAUGAGACGAAGUUAUAUUUCGAUAAAUACGAAUUGAAAAACGACAAAUUGUACAGGAAAUUAGACGAUGGAACUAAAGCAUGGGUUGUUCCAUUAGCAGCACGUAUGCAAAUUUGUCGUUUAUGUCACGACGAUUCUGGACACCUUGGAGUAGAAAAGGUUUUACAGCGAAUAAGAAGAAACUACUGGUUCGCGAAAAUGAGAAAAUUCGUAACAAAAUAUGUUAACGCUUGCCUAAACUGUAUGUACUAUAAGAAGUGCUCCUCAAAACGGCAGUGCAAAUUAAAUCCUAUAGAAAAACAUCCAAUCCCCUUUCAUACGAUACACGUAGAUCAUGUUGGACCAUUUGUGACAAGCAAAAGAAAAAAUAAGUAUAUUUUUGUAAUUGUUGACGCAUUUACCAAAUUCACAAUAAUAGAGCCGGUACAUGAUCAGAAAAGUAAGCACGUGAUCAAGGCUUUAACUGACGUAAUCCAUUUAUUUGGGGUACCUUCAAGAAUUAUAAGUGAUAGAGGUACGGCCUUCACAUCUCGAACCUUUAAAAUGUUUUGUGACACAUAUGGAAUAAGGCAUGUCCUAAAUGCAGUCGCCACGCCAAGGGCUAACGGUCAAUGUGAACGUUACAACAAAACAAUCGUAAGUGCUCUAUCAACAACUGCUGCAGGAAAAGAUGAGCGAGAUUGGGAUAGAUACGUAAAACAAAUACAAAGUGCAUUGAAUACGAGUUUUAACAAAGGCAUCAAUUCGACUCCUAUGGUGGCCCUGAUUGGUUACAAUUCUAAACAUGCAGCUGAGGCGACAGUUUUGAGUGCAAUUCAAAAUGAGAUAGAUAGACUUGACCUAGAGGAGGUUAGGCAUAAGAUUUCAGGACAUAUUGAGGAUGAUCAAAAAAAACAAAAAGAACGUUACGAUAAAAGUCGACGCAAUGCCACCCAGUAUAACGAGGGUGACUUGGUCAGGGUAUUGAUAACGAGUAUACCAUCUACGCGAACUAGCCAUAAGCUACAUGCAAAAUAUAAGGGACCUUUUCGAGUUACGAAAAAAUUAUCCAACGAUCGAUACGAAGUUGAAGACUUACGAGAAGGCUUCAAACGGAAGCGAACUGUUGUAGCUGCAGACCAGGUCAAGGCAUGGGUGACCCUAAUAAACGAUAAUUAG